Molecule: messenger RNA, 927 nt
Organism: Quercus robur (English oak)
Lineage: Eukaryota; Viridiplantae; Streptophyta; Magnoliopsida; Fagales; Fagaceae
Product: 2-oxoglutarate-dependent dioxygenase AOP3-like
Exons: 3
Coding region: 1-927 (308 amino acids)
Molecular function (GO): dioxygenase activity
Source: RefSeq, a predicted model, not a curated record
AUGGGUAGACAAGCACUGUCCAAAAUUCCAGUCAUAGAUUUCUCAAGUGAGGACUUGAAGCCUGGCACAAGUUCUUGGCUCUCGACACGCAAAGCUGUUUGCCAUGCACUAGGAGAACAAGGUUGUUUUGUUGCAGAAGUUGGCAACAAGAUUUCUUUGGAGCUCCAUGACAAAAUCUUUGGUACAAUAGGAGAGUUGUUUGAGCUCCCCACAGAAACCAAGGUGCAAAACACACAUGACAAGCCUUACCGUGGCUACAUCAGUGUUGGUUCAGCCCACGAAAGCAUGGGGAUUGAUAAUGCAACGUGCCUAGAAGAAAGCCAGAAGUUCACAAAUCUCAUGUGGCCUAAUGGGAAUGAUAAUUUCUGUGAAGGAGCUAAUUUGUACGCAAAGAUAAUGGCAGAACUUGAUCAAACGGUGACAAGAAUGGUGUUUGAAAACUAUGGUGUUGAGAAAUACUAUGACUCAAACAUUGCAUCAACUGGGUAUGUUAUCCGAUUUGGAAAAUACAACGAAUAUCAGAAUUAUGAUCCUAAGAAGGGUUUUCCUACACACACGGACAAGUCCUUCACCAGCAUAGUGCAGCAGCACCGUGUUAAUGCUUUUGAGGUACAGACCAGGGACGGUGAGUGGAUUGGCUUAGAUCCUACACCUUCAUCCUUUUUGUACAUGGUUGGUGAUGCAUUUCAGGCAUGGAGCAAUGACAGGUUACGGCCUUGCAAGCAUAGAGUCAUGAUGAAUGGAAACAAGACAAUACAUUUGCUUGGGCUCUUUACAUUCAACGAAGGGACAAUACAAGUACCGGAAGAGCUGGUUGAUGAUGAACACCCUUUACAGUAUGAACCAUUUGAUCACAUUGAUUAUGUUAGAUCAGAAGAAGGUCAGGGAGCUGAGAAUCCUAUCAAAGUUUAUUGUGGUGUUAAUUGA